AUGGAAUCUUUCAGCAAUACUCAAUCGUCAAGUGAUCUUCUUUUAAAAACAAUCAUUAUUUCUAAAGAUGAUGAAGAUAUUGUUUCAAAUUCUGACGAGAAAAAAAUAAAGCCAAGAAGAAAAACGUCAAAAAAUUCCGGACGUACCGAUGAAAAAACAAAAAGCAGAACAAGCAAACAUCGACUAUCAUUGGCACCAACUAAUCGAGAUAGAUCUGGAUCUGAGCAUUCUUCAAGAUCAUCUAAUGGAAAAUCAAGUGAUGGUGGUAAUUCAUCAGCAUUAGAAGAGCUAACAACGGAACGACCAAAUAAUGAUUAUGAACUUGAAAAAAAUCUUCAAAAAUUGCCGCGUGACAAGAAAAAAAGUAAUCAAAAGUCAAAAAAAACCAAAGAUAGCAAUUCUCAAAAGCCAAAACAAGCAGAAGACAACGUCGAAGUAACACUCGAAGAACAGUUCAUCUUUUUACAACAUGAAUAUCAAAAGAAUGAAUCUUUGGAAGAGAAAUUAGCAGAAAAUCAUGAAUUUGAUAACAUGGGUAUUAUGAAUCUAUCUGCAAUGAAUUUAACUGAUACUGAUAUGCCAUUGAUUAUACAACGAGCUUUGCAAAAGAAAACAAAAUGUACUGGAAUCCUAUUGCGUGAUAAUGGAUUGACAUCACUUGGUGUAAAAAUACUUGUCGAUGCUCUACUUGCGACACCGAAAAAGUUAAAAUAUCUCAGCUUCUCUAAUAACACAGCUAUAGGAGAUGUUGGUGUUCAACAUUUGAUUCGUUUAUUAAAAGCCAAUCGAUCAAUCACUUUUCUUGCCUUACCUAAUACAGGUAUGACAGAUCAAAGUGUUCGUCUACUAGCCGAUGUACUUGGUGAUACUGAUGGAGAUUCAUCGUGUUCACCUCUUGAAAAAUUGCAUAUAUCCUUCAAUAAAUCGAUUACUGAUGAAUCACUCGCAGCUCUCACUCAAAUACUUGAACGAAAUAAAACAUUGAAGGAAUUUGCAAUCCAACACUGUAGUUUGUCUGAAGAAGCUCGAUAUCAAUUGAGACAAACAAUUACAGGAACGAAGAAGAAAAAACUUAGUCUUACAGAGUGA
This is a messenger RNA of Rotaria sp. Silwood1, 1089 nucleotides long. Lineage: Eukaryota; Metazoa; Rotifera; Eurotatoria; Philodinida; Philodinidae. The record is from the annotation of a GenBank genome assembly.